AUUGUAAACACAACAACAGACUACAUGCAGAUAUAAAGUAAACACAAUAUGCUUCAAGCCUUUAACUGGUUAUGGUGCAGUUAUCUAUUUUAUGAGUUAAUGUGUUCAAGUUUUGACUAGCAACAUUUAUUUACUUAUUUAUUUUUAUUAUGGAAUACUAUGCGGCUCACAGCAAUGUCCCUACCUUCCCUAAUUGCAAGGGUGUUCUAGCAGUUGAACUCAUACAAUUUCCAGUUUACCCUAUACUUUUUCUUACAAAGUUUGGUUAGAAGAUGAGUCCCCUUCCUCACAUAAUGUCCUGGAACUGUCAUAGGCAUGGGUAUGGAUAUCUUCUAGGACAGGUCUAAAAACUGUAAUGUUAUUCCUAGGAACUCAAACUAGUGAAGAUGAUUUGUUUGACACUAACACACCUGAAGCACCAACAGAGGAUGUGAUAUAUAAUAAUGAUGAUGCUGAUGAAGAUGCGGCAGUUGGGGAGGGAGAGCAAGCAAUGGAUGUUGAUGAAGGGGACCCAUUGUGGUCACCUGACAUUGAAUUAGAUGCCACUUACAUGAAAACUGGAGAUGAUGAUGACAGUGAAAAGGGUGAAAAACCAAGGUUGACUUGUGAGGGAAAGAAUGUGCAACAGGAACCAAAAGGAAUUGUCUUCUUAUCAAAGUUACUGCUCCUAUUCCAAUACUGCCACCUGUGCUUUGCCACAAGUCCUCAUAUCAGUGUGUCACAGACAGGGACAAUGAUAACGAUUAAGACAACUUGCAGCAUGUGCCAGGGAAGUUACGUUUGGCAGAGUCAGCCGUAUCUCCUUGGAAGGUUUCCUGCUGGAAACCUUCUGUUGAGCUUCGCAAUCCUUUGUGCAGGUGCUUCUGUUUACAAAGUGUUGUUGGUGUUCAAGCACAUGGGGAUGCUUGUGUAUUCCCAACCCACUUAUUAUUACCAUCAGAGGCAUCUCCUAAUACCAUCAAUAAUGAAGUUUUGGCGCAACUACCAGGCUCAGAUUCUGGAAAAACUGAAUGGUAAAGAAGUUGUGCUUGCAGGGGAUGGCCGCCACGACAGUAUGGGCCACUCAGCAAAAUAUGGAACCUACACCAUAUUUUGUUGCACUGUGGGCCUCAUCAUCCAUAUUGUACUGAUCCAGGCCAAUCAAGCCGGUAGCAGCAGCAACAUGGAAUUUACAGGCCACCAAAAGGCUUUUGCCUUCCUGCUUGGCACAGGCAUGAUUAUAAAGGCCUUUAUUUCUGAUCGACAUAUGCAAAUAGCCAAGUGGAUGCGGGAGACUUGUCCAAAGAAGUGCAAAGAGCUGGGGAAGCCUGUCAUUGACCACUUCUUUGACCUAUGGCACAUUAGUAAAAAAAUACAGAAGGCUCUUAUCAAGUUAAGCAAAGAGAAGGGGUGUGAGGUAAUUGGGAAAUGGCGGAAGGCAUGUGUGAGGCACUUGUACUGGUCAGUCACCUCAACUAUGCCUAACCAAGGGGAAGUCAUACUGGCAAAAUUUCAGUGCCUUUUGUCACAUAUCAUCAACAAGCACAAGGAGCUUCCAAACCGUUUAUUUAACAAGUGUGCACAUGGUCCAAUCACCAGCCCUCGUGUUUGGUUAACAAAAGGUACUUACGGCACUGUGUUUGAACAUCUUUACUGAUUCAUGAAUGCUCUUGUGACAGUUAAUGACUUUCAACAUCUAGAAAAUUCACUCUUUUUUCACUUAUGUUUAGUAGAAACAAUUCAGGUAAUGUGGCAUAAAUAGUGGAAUGCAAUAACAAUGUACAUACAGUAUACUUGUGUUCUUUAUAUGUGUUCAUUAUAUGGCACCAAUAAAGCCAUGUACAUGUAUAUAUGUAUUUCACAGGG
Messenger RNA from Orbicella faveolata, 1845 nucleotides. RefSeq lists its product as uncharacterized. The record is from RefSeq and is a predicted model, not a curated record. NCBI's taxonomy places the organism in Eukaryota, Metazoa, Cnidaria, Anthozoa, Scleractinia, Merulinidae.